AUGACACUGACCCAAUGGGACCACUACGAUGUGGUGUUGUGUAAAUUUUUCCCGACUAUUCUAAGAGAUGAAUCCCUAUUAUGGUAUAACAAUCUACCCAAAGGCUCAGUCAAAUCAUUUGCUCACCUAUCCGAGCUGUUUUUAGAAACAUAUAUUCAUAACAGUAGAAUCCGACCAGAAGUUGAUGCGCUGUUUCAAAUAUGUAGAGGACCAAACGAGUCGCUCCGCUCCCUGGUGACACGAUGGAGAAAACUAUGUGCCGAGAUCGGAAAGGUCCCUGAAGACUAUGCGAUCUUAGGUUUCAAGAAUAGUCUUAGAAAGACAGACCCUCUUUUUGUCCGCAUGUAUGAGGCCAUGCCAAAAAGCUUGGGCAAGCUAAGAGAAAUCCAAGAGGACUACAUAGCCUUGGAGGAACUCCAUGAUGGAACUUAUGACAAGAUGGCAAAAGGAAAUAGUAGAGGAGCAAAUGUGGUAGAACCACAGAGCCGCCCAGUACCGGCCCAAGGAGUAAGGCGAUCCAACAAUGGGUCAACUCAGUUUGACAACCAUCGGACUGGAGGAUGGAAAAGAAAAUACCAGACCCAACAGAAGAAGGGAAAGUUCAUUGACCCAGUCUAUACUACCUAG
Messenger RNA from Papaver somniferum (opium poppy), 627 nucleotides. RefSeq lists its product as uncharacterized. NCBI's taxonomy places the organism in Eukaryota, Viridiplantae, Streptophyta, Magnoliopsida, Ranunculales, Papaveraceae. Bases 1 to 627 code for a protein of 208 amino acids. The record is from RefSeq and is a predicted model, not a curated record. The transcript has a single exon.